UUUUUUUUUUAUCAUUGACAAGAAUUUAUUGCUGCGGAUAGAAGUAAAUUUAUUAUUACUUUUAUUGCAGUCGAUUGUAAUGUCAAAGGAUCCCAUUAGUGUUCUUUUUGUUUGUUUGGGUAAUAUUUGCCGCUCGCCUAUGGCUGAAGCAGUUUUUGCUCAUACCGUCAAAGAACAUGAUCUUCAAGACAAAUUUCGUAAAAUAGAUUCUGCAGGAACUGCUUCUUAUCAUGUUGGAAGUAUUCCUGAUAGUCGUAGCUCUUUUACAUGUAAAUCACAUGGUGUACCUGUUAAUCAUAAAGCUAGAAAGGUUACUAAAAAGGACUUUGAAGAUUUUGAUUAUGUUCUUUGUAUGGAUGAAUAUAAUUUGAGCGAUUUAAAGGGACUUGCACCGAGUGGAUCAAAGGCUGUAAUUAAACUAUUUGGUGAAUAUGAUCCUAAAGGAGAGCGUAUCAUAGAAGACCCUUAUUAUGGUGGUAGAGAUGGUUUUGAACAUAACUUUAAACAAGUAACUAGAGCCAGUAAAGGCUUCUUAAAAUCGCUUGACUUGAUUUAAAAUAGUUAUUGUAAAUCAGAAGACAUAAAGAAGGUUAUCAUGAUACACCUUGUUUUAGUACAUGCAUAAUAAUUUCUUCACUAUUUAAGCAUAUUAUGUAAUAAUCAAUAUUUCAAAAUAAAUAUCCAAUCAGAUUUGAAUACAGUUCAAUCUAUUUUAUUUUAUUAUA
Messenger RNA from Cokeromyces recurvatus, 725 nucleotides. RefSeq names its product phosphotyrosine protein phosphatase I superfamily. The coding region runs from base 80 to 556 and encodes 158 amino acids. Lineage: Eukaryota; Fungi; Mucoromycota; Mucoromycetes; Mucorales; Mucoraceae. The record is from RefSeq and is a predicted model, not a curated record. The transcript has 5 exons. Gene Ontology annotation, molecular function: non-membrane spanning protein tyrosine phosphatase activity; acid phosphatase activity. Gene Ontology annotation, cellular component: cytoplasm. Gene Ontology annotation, biological process: protein dephosphorylation.